Molecule: messenger RNA, 1610 nt
Organism: Pollicipes pollicipes
Lineage: Eukaryota; Metazoa; Arthropoda; Thecostraca; Pollicipedomorpha; Pollicipedidae
Product: U3 small nucleolar RNA-interacting protein 2
Exons: 8
Cellular component (GO): small-subunit processome
Molecular function (GO): protein binding; U3 snoRNA binding
Source: RefSeq, a predicted model, not a curated record
UUCGUGAGCGUUUGAGUGGUCGUUUGUGGUAGAGCGUUGACACCAAGUCGCUGACACCAUUUCACACCAUUUCUUGAAUAGAAAUAGAAAUAGACACAAGACACCAUUUCUUGAAUAUGGAUUUAUUCAGUGUCAUAUCUUGUGUUGUCGUAGAACUCCUGUCCUCGUGAUCAAGCCAGCAUCUCGCAAGGCGUCCAGUGGUACGAUUCAUUGAGUGGCAGGUAUUCGCACAGAUCAUCAUGCCAUUUUUCAUCAGGAAGAAGUCAAGUUCAAAAGUCAAGGCAAAGAAAGACAAAAAGAAGCAGCGACCAGUAGAGGCGCCAGCGGCCAAGCGUGCCCGGCUGGUGGAGGAAGAGGAUGAAGAGAUCGACAGUGAUGAGCUGGACGAUGAGCCUGUGGCGGCUGAGGAGCCGGAGCUGUCGGAGACCGAGUUGGAGACUGCUCAGGAGAAGCGUCUCCGCCUGGCCAAGCUCUACCUGGAGGAAAUCGAGAGACAAGAGCGCGGCCGGGCCGAGUCGGAGGCGGCGGAGCGGGCCGGCCGCUCGGUGUCGGAGCGGCUGCGGCAGGACGUGCUGGAGCGGGCCGGCCGGCUGCAGCGGCCGCUGGCCGACGCCGUGCGCCGCCCAGAGCCGGCCGAGGUGCGCCGGCUGCGCUGCCGCCAGCUGCAGCUGCCCGUCACCUGCGCCCUGCUCUCGCCCGACGACCGUCACCUCUACACCGGCUCCAAGGACUGCGCCCUCAUCAAGUGGUGUUUGGAGACGUGCCGUCGCGUCCAGGUGGUGCCGGGAGGUCGGAAGGGCACGGAGGACAAGCACCAGGGCCACACCACGCACAUCAUGUCCAUGGCCAUAUCGUCCGACAACAAAUACCUGGUGAGUGGCGACAUGAGCCACCUGAUCCAGCUGUGGGAACCGGCCACGCUGAGCCGGCUGCACGUGUUCCGCGGCCACCGGGGCGCCGUCACCGGGCUGGCCUUCCAGCGGGGCACGCACCAGCUGUUCAGCGCCUCGGCCGACCGCAUGGUCAAGGUCUGGAGCGUGCACGACCGCUCCUACAUCGAGUCGCUGUUCGGCCACCAGGACGGCGUCACGGCCGUGGACGCGCUGAGCAGGGAGCGCGCCGUCACCGCCGGCGGCCGCGACAACACGGUGCGCGUCUGGAAGCUGGCCGAGGAGUCGCAGCUGGUGUUCACCGGCCACCGCGACAGCAUCGACUGCAUCAAGCUCAUCAACGAGGAGCACUUUGUGACGGGCGGCCAGGACGGUAUGGUCUGCCUGUGGAGCGUCGCGAAAAAGAAGCCGCUGUGCUCGGUGCCGCGAGCGCACGGCCUGGACCCGGACAGCCGGCAGCCGCGCUGGGUGUCGGCCGUCGGUGCCCUCGUCAACUCUGACCUGGUGGCGUCCGGCUCGUGGGACGGCCAGGUGCGGCUGUGGCGGUGUGCGGCCGGCUUCGGCUCGCUGGCGCCGCUCAUGGCACUGCCGGCCGCCGGCUUCGUCAACGCGCUGGUGUUCAGCGCCUCCGGCGACCGGCUGCUGGUGGGCUGCGGCCAGGAGCACCGGCUCGGCCGCUGGUGGCGGCUGCGCGACGCCGCUAACCAGGUGCUGCUGCUG